Molecule: messenger RNA, 1724 nt
Organism: Pichia membranifaciens NRRL Y-2026
Lineage: Eukaryota; Fungi; Ascomycota; Pichiomycetes; Pichiales; Pichiaceae
Exons: 1
Coding region: 139-1485 (448 amino acids)
Source: RefSeq, a predicted model, not a curated record
GUCGUGCCCAAGAUUAAAGCCAAAAUGCCUUGCAGUUGAUGUUAUCAGGAGCAUCUUUGCUUCGGACAAGUAACUUUUGGAACUAGAGCUGUGUAUUUGGUAGGCAAUCAAUUACUGAAUUGUAUAGUACCAUCGAAGAUGUCAGAAAAAUUUUACUUGAACUCUGAUUUUUAUAAAAUAUCGACAGAUAUUAAUGAGAUUCAAAAAACUUUUGAAAUGAUCAAAUUGACAGAUUUUACAGAAAUUGUUCAAAUGGAACGAUAUCCAAGUAAUUCGACGCUGUUAUCGUUACCCUUAGAUCCUCCAAGGAAAAGGUACCGUGAAUUGUAUAAUAAAAGAAAUAAGCUAAAAACAAAAAGUGAGCCUAACCUGUUGAAGGAAGCUGAGCCGAGCAAGAGUUACUGCGGCGAUGACGAGUCUUGCAGUUCCGCCAAAGAGUUGAGUGUCCAUGAUAUCGAUAAACUUGAAAGCGCUGAAGAGAUUGAUCUUACCUAUCGGUCAUUGCCAGAGCGUGCUUUACCAAAAAAGAUUUCAAAGACUUCGCAUUUCUAUUCUAAACUAAAGGAAGGCUUUCUUUACAAAUUUGGCAGACACAAGCGGGAGAAAGAGGAAAAACUCGACGAGGAGUCUAGUAGGGUGAAGAAGCCAAUGGAACCACCAAAAUCGUUACUGCCAAAAUUGCUGACGAGCGGUACUGGCAACACCAACGAUGAACUACAUAGGGGAAUCACAAUACUAAGUGGGAAGUCGUAUUAUUUCCGAAACGGAAUAUACCUCGAUGAUCAGCGAAGUGAAUACCAAAUGUCAUGCCCUAAAACCAUGCAAAGUUUAGACAAGAGAAGUGAGAUUCAAACUCUCAUCCUCCCUGAAACAUCGAUGAUUCCUAUCCGAAAAGACUCACAGGUUCGUCUGAAAAGCUUGAAGUAUCUUCCAACCUCGACAAACAAAUCGAGCCACGCCGGAGAAUUCAGCGAAAGUCAGGAAGAGGGUACAGAAGCCAUCCGUUCUCUCUCUGUCGAUGUCGCUUCUUCUUCUUUGAACCUAAGCGAUGCCAACAGCAACAAUUUUGAAUCUUCGACAAAUGAAGACUCCAUGGUGUCUGAGUCCAAUACUAGAGAUAGGAUAGACGACACUGAUGGCAACAGUGAGUACUACGAUGACGAUGACCAGUAUGACAAUGAUAGUGACGAAUAUGACGAUUGCGAGCAACUGGUGGAGUCAGAGCUGGAGGACGGAGUUGCUACAACCACCGUCGCUCUUACAGGCACCACUACAAGAGUUUCCACAGUUCUGAUACGGAGUCUCCUUGGCACACAAUCCACCUCACAUAUCACGCUGCUGCCGCUGCCGUUACCAGCGUUAAUGCUGUCUCUUGACCAAGCUUCUUCAGCAUCGAACCCGUCUUCUACGUCGUCAUCAGGCUCCUCCUACUGCUCCAUCCUUCUCUCUCCGGAGUAUCUCCACAAACGGACACAGAGUGCCUGAGCCGAACAACGUCUUACGUCAGCGAAUGUCAUCGAGCGAUUGCUGCCAGAAGCAGCGGAACCGAAACAUAAACAAAGAAAGUCGCGUCCGCCCCUGCAACACGCAAAACGCGCCACGAGCGAGACCGGCAAAAAGAGAGAGGAGAGGGAGACGUAUGAAACGGUCUCUCACACUCUCAGUCUCACUCUCGGCCCCUCACAUUCUCACUCAAUUUGGUACGUCCAGAUCAAGAUCAAGCA